Messenger RNA from Notechis scutatus (mainland tiger snake), 1116 nucleotides. NCBI's taxonomy places the organism in Eukaryota, Metazoa, Chordata, Lepidosauria, Squamata, Elapidae. The record is from RefSeq and is a predicted model, not a curated record.
AUGGCCUUAUCUACCUACCGUAGAUCUUCUGAAUUUCAUUUGUUAAAUCGGCAUGUUAAAUCUGAAAAGCUGGUGUCAAGCAAUGAAGCAUGCCACAAACUUGUGUUGGAAGCAGUGGAAAGCCAUGCUCUCACGGGUGAGAAUAUUCAGUUGGGUACACAAGUUAAUUCCUCCAUCUCAUCUCAGCCUCACUUUGGCCAAAACAUGGAUGUUAUCAUGGUCAUUGAUGCUGUGUCUGAGGGAGGUGAUUACUUGAGUGAGUGUGUGGGGUACUUUAUUGAUGGAAGAUGGGUGAAUUUACCGCACACACACAAUCAUCUUGCUGGGCGUGCUGUGGUAGUAACUGAGUCUUAUCUUUAUGUGGCAGGUUCCAUGGAGCCUGGCUUUGCCAAGACCAUGGAAAGGUAUAACCCAGGUAGAAAUGUUUGGGAGUAGGUUUCCAAUCUGAUAACCAGGAAACAUUAUUUUGGACUUACCGAGGUAAAGGGAAACCUGUAUAGCAUUGGUGGGCAGGGUUAUUUCAUCCCUGGUUCAGAAGUGGCUGUCUACAACCCUGAUCAAGAUAAGUGGCACAACUUGGAGUCUGCCCCAAAGAUACUCUGGGAUGUUAAAGUGGUUACAAUAGAUAACAGAUUUGUUUACAUGGCAGCUCGCACACCAGAUGAUGGAGAUAAUGAAGAUGGCUUAAGGUCUGUCAUUAUUCGCUAUGAUGCAGACACAUAACAGUGGCGAGAUUGUGAGUCUCUGCCACUCCUUGAUAACUAUUGCUGCUUCCAAAUGGUUGUGGGGAACAGCAACUUUUACCACACCGCUUUGUGUUGUCCUAGAAGCUAUCCUCUAGACCAUGAAGAGGCCAAGAGAAAAAUCUCUAAUCAAAUAUCUGAUGACAUUCUGGAAAGCUUACCACCAGAGGUUCUUAGCAUUGAAGGGGCAGCUAUUUGCUGUUACAAAGAUGAUAUCUUCAUCAUAGGUUGUGGAAGAAAAGUGGUUUCUGGGCAAACACGAGAUGUUCUGGCAUCUCAUUCUGAUUUGGGACAGAAGAUCACUUUGGAAUGUCAGCUCAUCCUGGAGGAGGAAAUGUCUGCUUCCCAGCCAGUUACAGUCAGAAAAUCCUAA